GAUUCCUUGCGGAGCCAUCGACAACAACAGCUUCGUCUUGCUAACAACAUCGAAGCGGCGAAUAAAACAUUAUUAAUCACAUAUUUCCCAUUUCACCCCAAGAUUUACAGUCGUCGGUUUUGCUUCGAUCGAGGUUGAGCCGAUCAGAUUAGAAAUUCGCCGAAUAGCGUUGUCAAGUUCAGGCACCCCUGGAUCUCCACUUUUCCAUAUUUUAGAAUAACAUCCAUGGAUCAGGACUAUGAGCGCCGGUUACUGCGGCAGAUCAACGUCCAAAAUGACAACACCAGCCCUAUGAAAGCAAAAGAUGUGAUCUGUCACCUGACCCCGACACCUGAGUCACCAUUGUCAUCGCCAAGCAAACAUGGGGACAGAUUUAUACCAUCCCGAGCUGGGGCCAACUGGAGCAUCAAUUUCCACAGAAUAAAUGAGAAUGAAAAGUCGCCAAGCCAGAAUAAAAAAACCAAAGAUGCAACAUCAGAUAGUGGAAAAG
Messenger RNA from Danio rerio (zebrafish), 490 nucleotides. RefSeq names its product fizzy/cell division cycle 20 related 1a (gene fzr1a). Lineage: Eukaryota; Metazoa; Chordata; Actinopteri; Cypriniformes; Danionidae. Gene Ontology annotation, molecular function: anaphase-promoting complex binding; ubiquitin-protein transferase activator activity. The record is from RefSeq and is marked provisional.